Molecule: messenger RNA, 399 nt
Organism: Aspergillus bombycis
Lineage: Eukaryota; Fungi; Ascomycota; Eurotiomycetes; Eurotiales; Aspergillaceae
Product: DUF3602 domain-containing protein
Exons: 3
Coding region: 1-399 (132 amino acids)
Source: RefSeq, a predicted model, not a curated record
AUGAGUCGCUACGUAUCUCACGGCCGCGGAGGCGCAGGUACGCAAUAUCUUCUCCGGCGAAAGCAUACCACCCCGAGAGACCUCGUCACACCCACGAUCAAGCAAGACAUUUAUACCACCGGUCGCGGCGGCUCAGGAAAUAUGGUCGUAAACGAUCCCCAGCACCCGGAAAUUGCGCGCGAGAGUCAGGAUGUAGAGGCGCCGCCGUUGCGUGUCGAGGAGGCUCCUCAUCACACCGGACGGGGUGGUGCUGCAAAUGCGUAUAUUCCUUCCCCCGAAGAAGAGAAGAAGGCUCGCGAGCAAGAGGAACAAUUGCGUCGAAUUCGCACUGCGUCUAGAGACCGAUUGAAGGAUGCUGAGCGUGCCGCCGAAAAGCGAAGCGAGUCAUCGUCGAGCUGA